AACAUUUUUUUAUCAGUGAUAAACUAUUGGGACACUAAACUAUUCAUGCGUUCUUGAUUAUGUUUCAUCUGCCUCUUCACUUCUGGGAUACCAUGGCAACUAUGAUCCUCGUUGACUUUCAAACCUGCUUCAUCUUGAUCCUCCUCUGCUUCUUCUCACUCCUCUGUUAUUCUCUCUUCUUCAAGAAACAAAAGAACUCACCAGGCUAUGAUCUGCCUCUGAGCCCUCCGUCUCUUCCGAUCAUCGGUCAUCUCCACCUUCUCCUUUCUUCUCUAACCCACAAGUCUCUACAGAAACUCUCCUCCAAGUACGGACCUCUCCUCCAUAUCCGCAUCUUCAACGUCCCCAUCAUUCUCGUCUCCUCUGCCUCAGUGGCCUACGAGAUCUUCAAGUCCCACGACGUGAACGUCUCCUCUCGCGGUGUUGCUGCCAUCGAUGAAUCGCUCGUGUUUGGAUCUUCCGGUAUUAUCCACGCUCCUUAUGGAGAUUACUGGAAGUUCAUGAAGAAGUUCAUCGCCACUAAGCUGCUCCGACCAGAUGCACUCGAGAGGUCACGAGGUAUCCGUGCUGAAGAGCUACAUCGAUUUUAUAGCAGCCUUCUCGAUAAGGCAAGGAAGAAUGAGAGUGUCGAGAUCAGUAAAGAAGCGAUGAAGUUUAUAAACAACACGUUGUGCAGGAUGAGCAUGGGAAGGAGUUUUUCAGAGGAGAACGGUGAGGCGGAGAGAGUCAGGGGGUUGGUGGUUGAAUCAUAUAACUUGACGAAGAAGAUGUUCCUGGCCUCUUUAUUGCGUAGACCGCUCAAGAAACUUGGAAUCCCAUUAUUCAAGAAAGAGAUAAUGAGUGUUUCUGACAGACUUGAUGAGCUGCUAGAAAGUAUUCUUGUGGAACACAGAGAGGAGCUGGACAUGAACCAUCAAGAUAAGGAUAUGAUGGACGUGUUGUUGGCAGCUUACAGAGACGAGGAGGCGGAGUAUAAGAUAACUAUGAAUCAAAUCAAGGCGUUUUUCGUGGAGCUUUUUGUUGGAGCCACUGAUACCUCGGUGCAAACAACUCAGUGGACAAUGGCUGAGAUCAUUAGUAAUCCUAACGUUCUUGAGAGACUCAGAGAGGAGAUCGAUUCGGCUGUAGGGAGUUCAAGGUUGAUUCAAGAAACAGAUUUACCAAAUCUUCCUUAUUUGCAAGCAGUGGUUAAAGAAGGACUAAGAUUACACCCGCCUGGUCCACUUCUAGUAAGGACGUUCCAAGAAAGAUGUGAGAUAAAAGGGUAUUACAUACCAGAGAAGACAAGACUUGUUAUCAAUGCUUAUGCUGUGAUGAGAGAUCCUGAUUCUUGGGAAGAUCCUGACGAGUUUAAGCCUGAGAGGUUUCUAAGUACUAAAGAAGAGGAGAAAGAGCUAGUACUUAAGUACCUUCCUUUUGGAGGCGGAAGGAGAGGAUGUCCUGGAGGAAAUCUAUCUCAAAUAUUCGUAGGAACCGCGAUAGGUGUGAUGGUGCAAUGCUUUGAAUGGAAAAUAGAAGGAGGUAAGGUCAACAUGGAAGAGGGUUUUGAAGGAAUGAACCUAAGCAUGGCGCAUCCGCUUAAGUGUGUUCCAGUUGCUAGACCUCAAACUCUUUCUUUUACUUCCAAUUUGUAAAUUUUCAGCUCCUGACAUUCCACUCUGUAACAUGGUGGGAGUUAGUUUGCCUCCAUAUGUAUUAGUUCAUCUUCUUCAAAUUAAUACAUCAAUAACAUCUUGUUGUA
Messenger RNA from Raphanus sativus (radish), 1741 nucleotides. RefSeq names its product cytochrome P450 705A22-like. Gene Ontology annotation, cellular component: membrane. NCBI's taxonomy places the organism in Eukaryota, Viridiplantae, Streptophyta, Magnoliopsida, Brassicales, Brassicaceae. Bases 60 to 1634 code for a protein of 524 amino acids. The transcript has 2 exons. The record is from RefSeq and is a predicted model, not a curated record. Gene Ontology annotation, molecular function: oxidoreductase activity, acting on paired donors, with incorporation or reduction of molecular oxygen, NAD(P)H as one donor, and incorporation of one atom of oxygen; heme binding; iron ion binding.